AUGUCUGCGCCACACGACGCCACGCAUGAUGUGUCAGCCAUUGUCAUCGCCUUUCUCACCGCCUAUGAAGUGAAGCCAAACUAUGGAGGCAUGAUAACCUUGGAAUGCCCGUUGAUGCGAACGGACCGACCGAUCCGCUUCAAUGUCGUGACAUUGGCCCGGAUGCUUUCCAGACGUGUUAUGACCGGGAUAAGCCUUGAACUAGACCCUCUUUCCGUAGUGCUGGCCCUCUCCGCAGUGCUGAUGAGUUGGGCUGCUGUCAACCUUGGGAGUCCUCGAACAAAAGGGGGAGACAACGCGAGAAAACAAUCCGGAACCUAG
Molecule: messenger RNA, 321 nt
Organism: Penicillium psychrosexuale
Lineage: Eukaryota; Fungi; Ascomycota; Eurotiomycetes; Eurotiales; Aspergillaceae
Exons: 1
Coding region: 1-321 (106 amino acids)
Source: RefSeq, a predicted model, not a curated record